Haliotis rubra (blacklip abalone) is the source of this 2038-nucleotide messenger RNA. Its product is annotated as failed axon connections homolog. The transcript is spliced from 6 exons. The coding region runs from base 70 to 942 and encodes 290 amino acids. Gene Ontology annotation, cellular component: cytoplasm. The record is from RefSeq and is a predicted model, not a curated record. NCBI's taxonomy places the organism in Eukaryota, Metazoa, Mollusca, Gastropoda, Lepetellida, Haliotidae.
UUAUUUACCUGCACAAACUGACAGCGCAGUGCAGAGUGACUUGCACAUUCAGCUAACAGAUCACCAGCAAUGGAGACUUUCAUGAAGGAAUUAAACGCCAUGGACACAUCACAGAAAAUGUUAUAUGCUGUCGGAGGUGUCGCGGCUGUGUUGUCAGUCUUCGCCCUCAGGAAACUGUUUAACAGAGGACCAAAGGCAAAGAAUUAUCCACGUGAUACAGUGAUGCUUCAUCAGAUCGGUAGAGGUGUUUAUGGCCCCAGCUUGUCGCCAUUCGUUAUAAAACUGGAAACCUAUCUCCGGAUGGCCAAGAUACCCUACCAGAAUGUCCAUGCUUUGGCGUUUUCAUCAAAGGGCAAACUUCCCUUUUUAACAUACAAUGGACUGGAGGUGGCGGACACAUCGCUGUGUAUUCAAUACGUCAACCAGAAGUUUGGAGUGGAUUUCAACAAGGAUCUCAGUCCUUCCGACAAAGCAUUAGCUCAUGCGAUGCAGGUCAUGGUGGACGAACACACGUUCUGGUUUCUGAUCCUCAUCCGAUGGCGAUUUGACAACGACAAAUCUUUGAUACUGAAGUCAUCCAAAUUAGGGAGAUUUACGACUUGGAUGCUUACUCGAUCCUUGAAUCAACAAACCUGGAGUCAAGGUUUAGGUCGACACACAGAAGAGGAGGUAACCGAGAUGUUUAAGAAGGAUCUACAAUCCCUGUCAGACUUCAUAGGGACCAAGAAGUUCCUGAUGGGGGACAAGCCAUGUGAGGAGGACUGCGCGGUCUUCGGUCAUCUGUCACUGUUCUACUUUCAAUUCUUUGGCACUCGACACGAAACCCUCAUAAAAGACAAAUACCCAAACCUGGCUGCCUAUUGUGAACGUAUGAAGGACACAUAUUGGCCGGACUGGGACGAGUGCCACACACACGGUCUAACAAGGGAGGCAACCAAGUAGUAACUUCCCUUUCUGUUCUCAUCCGGGGACCUCCAGUUUACUUGCUGUGUUGCCAUAAUAUAUAUUCAAAUAUAGCUCCAGGUGUCAAUGAUGAUGAUUAUCAGCUCGAGACAUCACGAAAUAAUCGUUGGUACAGAUAUGACUUCAUGAGAAGUUCAAGCUGUUUUAUUAAACUAAAUGAUGUGUUUUGGUAUGUACCAAACAUAAUGGUUACCAGAGUGAACCAUAUUAAUUGCAUUCUGUAACUGCAUGCAUUGUCUUGUUUUGUGUCACAAGCUGUUUUGCUUUUAGAUUAAAUAUCCAUAUUAACAUUCGUUCGCUGGAAUAAUUCAUCAUGGCAAUAAUUCCGUUGAUAUUUGUGAGUGAAGGAUAAUUGUUUAACCCCGAAAGAAAGCAGUAUAUCAGCAGUAACACUGUGUCAGGGUAAUAUUGACUUCAUGAGAAGUUCAGGCUGUUUUAUUAAACUAAAUGAUGUGAUUUGGUAUGUACCAAACAUUAUGGUUACCAGAGGGAACCAUAUUAAUUGCAUUCUGUAACUGCAUGCAUUGUCUUGUUUCGUGUCACAAGCUGUUUUGCUUUUAGAUUAAAUAUCCAUAUUAACAUUCGUUCGCUGGAAUAAUUCAUUAUGGCGAUAAUUCCGUGGAUAUUUGUGAGCGAAUGAUAAUUGUUUAAUCCCGAUAGAAAGCAGUAUUUCAGCAGUAACACUGUGUCAGGGUAAUAUGAGGAAAGGUCCAAAGUCACGUUUUAGAAACUUUACCGUCAAUCUAGAAACGGUAUCAAAGCGAACUCGAAUCCACGAUCACAGUGAAAUGUUAUUAUUUGAAAGCUGUGAUAAGCCAUGCCAACUCAUCCACUCAUACAGUCGAAUUAUUUCUGUAAUAUACAUUGUAUGUAUCCCUGAUGCAUGAUAUGAUGCUUUGGUUUUCAACACGUGUUUUUGAGACAACGGAGUACCAUCUUUUCAGCGACUGUUGCUGUAUGUGUUCUGCAGUGUCGAUGCUAAAGCAAACAUAUUUAUGUAAAUGCCUCAAAUGAUUAUUAGAACACUGUGUAUUUCAUUGUUGCCAAAUGGUUUUAAAUAAACUUUGCACUAUCA